AUGCGCAAGGCAAUAUAUGCAGGAUUUCCGAGGCGUUCCAUCAUACUGUGCUGGAAGCGAGGAGAAGCGGGAGAACACGACUGCACCGAGAUGACGUUCCAGUUACCAAUAGUCCGGCCAUACAAAGUACAACGAAGUUGCCUACCCACAGAGCAACCCGGUCGUUUUGCACCGUUUCCCCCUGCCCAGCGGUCCGCCUUUCUUUGCUUUUUCCCCCUCGGACCCUUCGCUGUUCUUUUCUCCCCCCUCCGCCUUGGCGACAUGACAGAGCGCGCUGGGAACAGCCGACGCUCAGAUUUUGGCGGUCGCACGUCCGAGCUGUCAGGUUACCCGGCGGUCGAGCAUACGGGGGUCUGUACCUCGUGGGGGUUGCAGGAUUGGUCGCCGUCGAAUAUUAGCGACGAGAAGGGGUCGUAG
Messenger RNA from Purpureocillium lilacinum, 417 nucleotides. The record is from RefSeq and is a predicted model, not a curated record. Lineage: Eukaryota; Fungi; Ascomycota; Sordariomycetes; Hypocreales; Ophiocordycipitaceae.